UGGUGGGCAUUGACUGAAGAGAAAGACCAGUCAGGUGUUAUUGGUGGAGUGUUUAACUCGAUGGUACAUCAAUUUAAUUUCCCACAGGGAUACCUGCUCUGCAUCUUGAAGACGUUGGUGCAAUGAUGGACAAGAACGAUAGCCACAAGAAACCCAAGAGUGAUGACGAGACAGCGACAAUUGGGUGGAUGGAGCUCGAGGACAAGGAUAUCGAAGUUAUCUACUUCAAGGGAAAACUGUACCGCUGCCCAAUGUGUGAGCACGCGUUCAGGACUAGGAACAGCACCAAGGAUCACUUCAACAAAGAACACCGGGGCUUCCGGUUCCAGUGUCCAUGUGGAAAGGAGUACAAGUUAAAAGCCUCUCUAACGAGACACCUGGAGAAAUGUGAUCAAGUUUCUGCCGCUGAGGCAACGGACUAAACGAUACAAAUUGUCAUUGCAUUGGCAAAUUCAUGUUUAAUACCGAUAAGCUGAAAAUAUUGUGAAUUAUCAUUAUUUCGACAAUGUGUUCAUAUAAGUACCCAUGUGACUCAGCACUCGUAAGCACCCAAGUCUGUUGUGGUGAAUUGUAUGAACAGAAAGGUGAUUCUGGGUUCGAAUCUUGAUUAUAAUGGGUGCGUUGAACCAUAUCCAGUCUGGUUGCUGUGACCAAUUAUUGAUGCCGUGCAUUCCUUGGGAUCACCUCCGGCGGUGGGGUAGCCUAGUGUUAAAGCGUUCGUCACGCCGAAGAC
This is a messenger RNA of Haliotis rubra (blacklip abalone), 733 nucleotides long. Its product is annotated as zinc finger C2H2 protein ECU03_0790-like. The transcript has 4 exons. The coding region runs from base 123 to 422 and encodes 99 amino acids. NCBI's taxonomy places the organism in Eukaryota, Metazoa, Mollusca, Gastropoda, Lepetellida, Haliotidae. The record is from RefSeq and is a predicted model, not a curated record.